CUCCUGCUGCCAAGUUGGGCUCUUCGCCGAGCCCCCUCCCGUGGUCACGCCGGGUUCUGAAUAUUCCGAGUGGGCGUUUCUCCAGCUCUCUAUGACUGUCGCUCCCCUCACUGGAACUAAACAAUCAGGUGAUUCUUUCCACAGGGCGUUGCACAUUGAACACCAACAUCAGCAUCGUUUCAUUAAGAAAAACCGGCCAAUUAUAUUUUACAUUCCAUUUCUCUAAAAAAAAACACCCUGUUUUAUUUAUAUCAGUAGCUUUUAUAUUACAGAUAAUUUAUUUGUUGUAAAGUGUUAACAGAAAGCAGAUAAGCAGAAUGGAGACGGAAAUCCAUGUGCCCGUCGGUUCGCCGGUAAUCCGAAAAUUGUCCAUUUGCGUGGACGAGCAUAACGUAAUACCCGGUGCAUUGAAACUGAUCAAAAAGCUUCGACCCUCCUGGGACACCGACCGGGUACAAACCAAGUUGUUCACGGAUGGCAUCACUAACAAGCUGGUGGGCUGCUAUUUGGAGGAGUGCCCGGCCGACACGGUGCUGGUCCGGGUCUAUGGGAAUAAGACAGAGCUGUUUGUGGAUCGGGACAAUGAGCUGAAGAGUUUUCAAGUCCUGCACGCCAACGGCUGCGCCCCGCACCUCUACUGUACCUUCCAGAAUGGGCUGUGCUAUGAGUUCAUGCAGGGGGACGCAAUGGGACCCCAACACGUCCGGGACCCUGUGCUUUUCAGACUGAUUGCUGUGGAGAUGGCACGGAUCCACACUAUCCAUGCCCACAACGGCUGCAUUCCCAAACCCAACCUGUGGAUCAAGCUGCGGAAAUACUUCUCCCUUGUGACCACAGAGUUCACAGCAGAGGCCUCCAACAUCAGGAUCCAGCAGGAAGUGCCCAGCCUGGAAGUGCUUGAACAGGAAAUGGCGUGGAUGAAGGAGCACCUCUCGCAGCUCGGCUCUCCCAUAGUGCUUUGUCACAAUGACCUGCUGUGUAAAAACAUCAUCCACAACGACAAAGAAGGCCAAGUCCGUUUUAUAGAUUACGAGUAUGCCAGCUACAAUUACCAGGCCUUUGACAUUGGGAACCACUUCAAUGAGUUUGCAGGAGUGAGCGAGGUGGACUACUCCCUCUACCCCAGCAGGGAGUUACAGAUGCAGUGGCUGCACAUCUACUUGCAGGCCUACAAGCGCUUCACCAAGAAGGGGGAGGAGGUGACAGAGUGUGAGAUCGAGACGCUCUACGUGCAGAUCAACAAGUUUGCUCUGGCUUCUCAUUUCUUCUGGGGCUUCUGGGCGCUCAUUCAAGCCAAGUACUCCACUAUCGACUUUGACUUUCUCAGGUACGCUGUGCUGCGGUUCAAUCAGUACUUCAAGAUGAAGCCUGAAGUGAUGGCGCUGGAGAUCCCUGAAUGAUCCCUGGCCUCUUACAGCAGCAGCAGCUCCUCCUGAAGUCUUUUUAAGACUUCAACCAAGACGCAGAAGCACUUUUCAUCUGGGAAUUGAGGUUACACUGGUUAGACUAGUUAGUCUGGUGAAGAGGAGGGGGAGGAUUGCACACAUUGCACAAGCCCUGCCCUUUCCUGUUCUCCUUCCAUGUCUAGCUGCAGCACAUCGUAACCAUACAUGAAGAUUGUUUUAGUUGGAUGAUUAGACCACCAUUUUGCCAGAUUCUUGUUUUGCCUGAAUGUCGUUGAAUUGUGGGUCGUGGAGUGAGAUCCUAGACAGACUGAACUGUGACAUCACUCCCUUAAUGUGUGGUGCCACGGUGGCCAAAUCAAAACUGUAAAACUUGUGAUUUAAUAUUUGUGUGUUGGACAUGACAGGCAAGCUGAUCCCAUCUGAAUUCUGCACAAGGGGCUGAUCUGAAUGAAUUCAUGCAGUAAACUGAACGUGUGUAAAUCAGUAUUCAUGUAGAUCUACUCAAUCUCAUUAAAUACUGUCCCACAGUCUCAGUUUAUUGGAUGCGUUUUCUGUCUUUUGUUCUAACCCCCCUGUUUAAUAGUAACUUUUCUGGUGCAGUCCAUAGUUUGGAAGCAGAAUUACGGGAGGGGUAGAGGACCGUGAAUUUUAAAGCUGAUUUUUUUUGGAUUGGGGUAGGUUUAUUUUUUGGUGUUCUAGAAUGUAAGUAGCGCUAUCCCCUUUCUGAAAGGCCAUGGCAGAGGGACAAACCUGGAAACAGGCAUUUAUUACAAAAAGAUAUUCCACAUACUGUGAAUGUAGAGCACUGUGACCUACCUGUCCAUGGUACUCACUCCUGAUUGGCUAAGCUAUAUCUUGGGCACCCCUUGUCCGAAUCUGAUGGAACUUACACCCUUUAUUAUUUGCAUUUAAUAUCCUUGUGUGUCACAAGGAAUGUGUAUAUACCUUUGGUUAUUAAUGUGACAAACCCUCCCUGUUUUAGGGAUAAGAUUUAAUGCAAGAUAGACGAGUAUCGGUUACUUUCUGUUAAAUAAUUCAUCUGAAAUAUUUCUUGCUUGUUUUUAUCGUGAAGAAAAUAAUUUACAACAAAUGUUGCACUUCAGUUACAAAUUAAGCAAUGUGAGAGUUAAUUAAUAAUCAAUGAACUGUGAAUUAUUUAAAGGUAUUUUGAAAUGGAUAAUGUAUAAAUACAUUCUGAAGUAAGAAUAUAAAAUCUGAAAGUAAAUGAAGAUUUUGGGAGUAAUUGAAGACGUCUAGAACACAGCUGGACUUUACUGAAAUUGUAAAACUAGGCGACACAGUGACUGCAUACAAAGCAUUUCAGCUGUGGAGGAGCUGACGUUCCUGGGUGAAGUUUAUCGGUCACCGAUAUUAAAACGUGGUCCUGUCUUUAAAAAAAUGUCACAUUUGAUAUAUUAAAAUAUUAUCGUGGUAGUUUGUCCAGGAAGCCCAGGGACUGAAUCGCAGGGAGUGAGGGAUGUUCGGCUCAUUGUUUUCGUGUGAAACCAGCCUGCACAGCCUGGCCUGGCUGCAGUCACUCUAGCAACUGGUUUCACACAUUCCUAUUGGCACUAGCCAACCUUUGCCGCCAUUGCUAAAAUGCAUCUCUGAAACCAGCCUUGUGGGUAAUGAAGUAUCAUAUGUGCAUUUUUAAAUGGUUGCAAUGCCCUAUUUAUUUAUUUUUUAUACAGAAAAUGUGGUACUAAUUGCUAAUUAAGUCAUAUGUAAGUGCUUUGAUGUUGCUAUAAGUAUUUGCAAAGAACUUAAUGCGCUUUUUGUAAUAAGAAGUCCCACUAAAACAUUAGAUCAAUAGCUAGACUACUGCAAUAGUGCACCUCCUAACAGAUCCUGAUUAGCUCUUCUCAUGGCUCCCUAAUCUAAGGUAAUAUUAGGUAGUCCUGAACCUGGUUGAUUUAAGUGCUGUGUAAUAACAUGUAAUGGCAGUUACGUGGUACCUAAUGUGCAAUCCGUAUUUAAAACACUUGCACAAACACACACUCUCAUUUCAAACACACGUUCAUAUUAUCAACACUAGCGGAUACCAAUGACUUUUUUUAUUUUAUUUUUUUUAGUUGUGUGUCUUGAGAAUAACAUUGCCCUGCUUCGAAUGAUUACCUUUGUGAAUGUACUGACCCAAUUUAACUUGAAUUGUACAGAAUGCCUGUGAGUUGAAAUUCUAUGCUGUUAACUGUUUGAAUCGUGUAUAGGAUUUGUUACAGGAGGAAGAUUAAAUGUUAAUCAUCUAAAGAACGUUGAAAUGGAGAGUGCUGGGGGGGUCCCCGCGCUCGUGUUUUGUGAGUGUGCUGCAUUUUGUUUUGGGGGGGAGUGGAAAUAACAGCAACCUGUAAAUACUGUAAUUUUGUGAAGAUUCCUGGUGUACAGUGGCACUUUUACAAUUGUGUAUGUUCUUACUGGAAGAUGCUAUUUUACACUGGCUAGUAAAUAUUUGCAUUAAAAGACCAAAAAAAUAAU
Molecule: messenger RNA, 3878 nt
Organism: Acipenser ruthenus (sterlet)
Lineage: Eukaryota; Metazoa; Chordata; Actinopteri; Acipenseriformes; Acipenseridae
Product: ethanolamine kinase 1-like
Exons: 8
Coding region: 318-1400 (360 amino acids)
Biological process (GO): phosphatidylethanolamine biosynthetic process
Cellular component (GO): cytoplasm
Molecular function (GO): ethanolamine kinase activity
Source: RefSeq, a predicted model, not a curated record